This is a messenger RNA of Cucurbita moschata (crookneck pumpkin), 850 nucleotides long. Its product is annotated as histone H3.3. Gene Ontology annotation, cellular component: nucleosome. The transcript is spliced from 6 exons. The coding region runs from base 127 to 537 and encodes 136 amino acids. Lineage: Eukaryota; Viridiplantae; Streptophyta; Magnoliopsida; Cucurbitales; Cucurbitaceae. Gene Ontology annotation, molecular function: protein heterodimerization activity; structural constituent of chromatin; DNA binding. The record is from RefSeq and is a predicted model, not a curated record.
GAACUUUUGGCUUCUUAGAGGGAGAAAGGGAUCUGCCCGAGAGAGAAGAAAAAACCCGAAGAAGCGAAAUCAGGUUGCAUGAUUCGCAAGCGUUUACAACUCUUUCCUGAUAGUUGAUAUCAUUAGAUGGCCCGUACCAAGCAAACCGCUCGUAAAUCUACUGGAGGAAAGGCUCCCAGGAAGCAGCUUGCCACUAAGGCUGCUCGUAAGUCCGCUCCAACCACAGGAGGGGUGAAGAAACCCCACAGAUACCGUCCUGGUACAGUUGCUCUUCGUGAAAUUCGUAAGUAUCAGAAGAGUACUGAGCUUUUGAUUAGGAAGUUGCCUUUCCAGAGGUUGGUCCGUGAAAUUGCCCAGGAUUUUAAGACUGAUCUGCGUUUCCAGAGCCACGCUGUUCUGGCUUUGCAAGAGGCAGCAGAGGCAUACCUUGUUGGGUUGUUCGAGGACACCAAUCUCUGUGCGAUUCAUGCCAAGCGUGUUACCAUAAUGCCCAAGGAUAUCCAGUUGGCUCGGAGAAUCCGGGGCGAACGUGCUUAGAAGGUGAUGUAUUGUUGUUUGGUGGAUGGAAUUGGCUGCAAGGAGGAGGUGAUCAAAGACCCAAUUGAUGAUGGAUGCUGGAAGGUUCUUAUUUUUUGUUUUUAGCAACGUUGGUAGAUAGCCAUACUAGAAAACUUGUAGUGAAAUAUGGUGAAAAGGCAUAAUGCUUUGCCUUAUGCAUGUUAAUGUCUAGGUGUGGAUGAUGUGUUUCUUGUUCUUCUUUUUAUAGGAUGGAGGAGCUUAAUUCUGUAUUUCAUUGAUUGUGUUUUGUUGGGGUAUGCAGCCAAGCUAAUAUUUGUUGGAUUAUAACCUA